Molecule: messenger RNA, 2028 nt
Organism: Funneliformis caledonium
Lineage: Eukaryota; Fungi; Glomeromycota; Glomeromycetes; Glomerales; Glomeraceae
Source: the annotation of a GenBank genome assembly
AUGGAUUAUAAAGAAAGACUUGCUCAAUUUGAAGAUAUUCUUAGUAUAAAAAAUAUAUCUACGGAACCUACUAUAGACCUCUAUAAGUUUCGACAUUUAUGUUUUCGAGGGAUUCCUGAUAAACCUGGUAUUAGACAAUUAAGUUGGAAGAUUUUAAUAGGAUAUCUACCACCCGAUAAAAGAAAGUGGCAAAGCACGCUCGCGGAACAAAGGUCAACUUAUUAUAGCUUUAUUAGGGAUUUAUUGGUAGAUCCAAGUGAAGAAGAAUUAAAAAAUUCAAAUGAAUCGACAGAUGAUCACCCAUUAAAUUCUUCACCAAGUUCAAAAUGGGCGGAAUAUUUUGCAGAUAAUAAUAUGUUAGAACAAAUAGAUAAAGAUGUUAGACGUACAUUACCAGAUUUUGCAUUUUUUCAAUUGCCGGUACCGCACAGUCCAUUAAGUCCUCUCAGUCCUAAAAUUGAAGCAAUAAAUAGAAUUAAUGGAGCUCGAUCACCUUCUAUACUCGAAACAUUAGACUUUGAUGAUUCUGUUAGCAUAAGUAAUUAUAGUGAUUCUAUAUUAACUACGGCUUCAGAAUUAGAUGCAGAAGUUGCCGUAUUAGAAGCUCAAUUAGCAAUAAUUUCUAAUCCAUCAUUACCGUCGGCAAGUGGAAUUCUCAACAGAAAUAUUUCAACUAUGUCUAGUCCAAAACCGGUUCCGCUAGACUUAUACUAUAGAACAUCAUCUCCUCCGCCUGUUACACCUAUACCAACUCGUAGAUCUAUAUUCAAACGUGUACAGCAUUUAAAUAAAGAUUUCGGUAUGAGAGGACAUAGUACAAAUACGAGACCUUGUUCUCCUGCUUCAAGUUAUAGAUCAGAUGGAUCAAAUGUUCGUGAUGACGAUGGCGAAGUUGAUUUACAUUGGGAAGCCAUUGAACGUAUAUUAUUCAUUUAUGCUAAAUUAAAUCCUGGCGUGGGUUAUGUACAAGGCAUGAAUGAAAUAUUAGGUCCUAUUUAUUAUACUAUGGCAAAUGAUUCUGAUGAACAAGGAAAAGCACAUGCUGAAGCAGAUUCAUUCUUUGUGUUUACAUUAUUGAUGGCACAUAUCAGGGAUCAUUUUGUUAGAAGUUUGGAUACGGAUGAAGCAACUGGUAUUGGUCAUACCAUGAAAAAAUUAAACAGAAGAUUAAAAACUUAUGCACUUAAUUUAUGGAGAGAUUUAGAGAUAAAAUCUUUGUAUCCAACUUAUUACUCAUUCCGUUGGUUAACAGUUAUGUUGACGCAAGAAUUUGCUUUACCCGAUGUUAUUAGAUUAUGGGACAGUAUUUUAGCUGAUCGUGAUGAUGAUGAUGAAUCGACAAGUGGCUUUGAAUUUUUAUUAGAUUUUUGUUGUGCUAUGUUAAUGUGUGUUCAAGAUGAAUUACUAAGAGAUCCAGCAAUAGUAUUGCGUAAAGCGUAUUCAUUAAGAGAAUCGAGAUUAUUAGCAAAAUUAAAUGGUGAAGAAGAUGAUGAAUUAGAUGAAGAUUAUUCUUACAUAAAUUCCAAUGGGGAAGAUUUUGGUUAUUAUUCAUCAUCAGGUAAUGAAUAUGAAUAUUAUGAUAGUGAUGACCUUUCCCUUGGAGAAAGUAUAAUCGAAACUACUAGUGAGUCUUCUAUUGAGACAUCUACCACGAAACUUUAUAAUACGCAACAAUCAACAAAUCACAAUAAUCAUUAUCUAUUACGUGCUCAAGAGGUUAAAGUGAAAGGAUGGGCUAUGUUAAGAAAAGUACAGGGUGUCGUAUCUGGUCGUAAUAAUAUUGCAUCAUCAAAUUUGAAUACAUUUUCAACAAAUUCGACUUUCUCAAGCUCAAAUAUAUCAACUUUAUCGUCACAAUCGAAAAUUAAUAAUGAGAAAACAUCAACUACAUCAACAUUAUUAUCGAAUUCCUCAGCAAUUGGGAAUGGAUUUAAAUCUUUACCUACAGUUAACAAAGUUAAUGUCAAUAAUGGAAUGAGUGGUUUUUCUAAUAGAUUUUCUAACGUUUGGAAAAAAAAUAUUACUUAA